AUGGACAAUUUUCCUCUGAAAGCUGUUCCCCGCCCGCCGUCUCCAUUAGCCUGCAAGAGGGCGCGGUUUUCAAAACUCGAGCGCACCGAACCGUCUGUUGUGCGGCAGGUGUCUGCCGCACCAUGGACACAAGUGUUGGUGCCCCAUGGUCUCCAUCUGCCGACACAAACAGCGACCGACUUCGCGACGAUCCCAGACCUUGCGCCUCCCGCAGAUGUAAGGAUGACACCCGAUCGACAUGCAUCGACCACACCGGUGUCAGCAAGCUUAGCCAUUAUGCCAAUGGACAACUUCGCGCUUGCACAGGCAUCGCUGCAAGCCUCGCUUGAUGAGCUCGAAGCUGCCUCUCAUGAAGUACGCAUGGACGUCGUGAAGCGGAGUCAGAGUGACCGAGGGACCGGUGCCUCGUACGAACGGCAUGUCAGGAACUACUUCUCCUGGUGGGCGACAUUUCAACAGCAGGAGACAGCGAAAGCCCCUGGGCGUGUUGCCGUCCCUGCAGAGCUGAUCACGGCUGUGAAGGCCGUCAUGUUCAUCCAAUAUGAAAGUACGUGCCCCAAGAGGAAACGCGGUGGUGCAGAUGCACAAGACGGGACGACCAUCGGGAAGUCGGGGAUAGCGCAGGCCAUAUCGGCGCUCGAGAGCUAUCGCAAGAACUGCGAGCACCUGUACAAGGACGUGCCUGAUGCCAGGGUCAGCCUCCGCGCUGACCAGCGCAUUCGCACAGUCGAAGAUGCAGCCAAACACAAUGAGCCUCUGAGAAUUGAGAGAGCACAGGCCCUUAAGGCUGCAGGGACAUCAUUGGAUACAUACAAUGAUGUCCAGCUAACAAACGCGGCCACAGGCUUCCUCGACAUAUCCUCCGGUGUUCGAAGGCUCACCACGCACAUCAGAGAUCGUGCCAUGCUGCUCACAUCGUCGAGCACGGCUUUCCGGGGAGACAACCUUCGCAGUCUGCUGUGGUCCGAUCUUUCGGUCCGCCAGAUCCCGAUGUAUGAUAUCCAGCUCGGUCAUAAGGUCCCGGCCCUCGUUUUCAUGGCAAAUAAUGGCAAGACAAACCAGAACGGACGAACCGAUGAGUUCGGUGCUUUUCGCCAUUGCCUCGUCGAACUGUGCAGCAUUGGAUUGAUUGCGCUGCAGCUGUACAGCCACUUCCACAUUCAGAACAACUCAGUUCCCAACUUCGGUGCAGAUAUCGCAGAUCGGAAUUUUGGGGAGUACGGUCGCCGGGAUUGGUACCAGUAUCAUCUCUUUUAUGCCUCACGUCCGGAUGCACCAAUGUUGUACGAAACCCAUCGCAGCCGUGUCAAUGCCCUUCACCUGCAACAUGAGAUCUCCAUCACCAAGGUAACACACGCCGGCCGGUCUUUUGCAGCGCAGAACAUGCACAGCCAUGGGGUCUCCGCAAGUGACACCAAGGCUUUGGGUGGGUGGAGUGAGAGCGGAUCCUUCCGUUCCUGCUACGAUCGCGAACUGCCUAUCGAUGCAUUUGUCGGAUCAGCGAUGUUCAACGCACGGCAACCAGACCCGCCCUUGUCGCUCAAGACUGCCAUUUUCCCAUGGCUCGAAGAACAAGAGCACACGAUGCGAGCACGAGCCGAAGCUGAGGCUCUCGCGAAGGACAUCGCCCUUGUCCAAUUCUUCAGAGUCCUCUCCUGGUUCCACCAUGUCCUGUUGCAGGACAUGGCUGUUCUCUACUCGCGGAACCCUAACGCACUAGUAUUCCAGUAUCCACCCUUCAACACCACAAUCUUCUGCACUUUCGCAGCUGAAGCGGACACUCAUAUUCGUGCCACUGAGGAGCAAAGCCGCCUUGCAUUUCAGCACCUCCCCGAACGAUUUGUUACCAGUGUCAAAGGCGUCGUGACGGGCCUCGAGCUGGCUCAGCAGCAAGAUCAUGAACUCAACGAUGUGAGAUGA
Sparassis crispa is the source of this 1920-nucleotide messenger RNA. RefSeq lists its product as hypothetical. Lineage: Eukaryota; Fungi; Basidiomycota; Agaricomycetes; Polyporales; Sparassidaceae. The transcript has 6 exons. The record is from RefSeq and is a predicted model, not a curated record. The coding region runs from base 1 to 1920 and encodes 639 amino acids. Gene Ontology annotation, molecular function: DNA binding.